UCAACUAUGUGAUCUCUUUUCUCCCUCAAAUCUGCUCUUUCAUCCUCUCAACUUGGCUCCAUUACCACCCGCAAAGCAUUCAAGCGACAAAGUUACUUUCUUUGACUUAAAAGUUUACUUUUCGCUCCUCUUUUUGUUUUGUUUGUUUUGAAUCGCCACUGGUUCGCUAACUCGCGCGACCAACAUGGCAACUCCGGCCGCUCCGACUCUUCUCCCCGUGGCUCCGCUCGGCCACCACCCGGCGGCGAGCUCCGCGUCCCCGGCCACUCACUCACCGCCACCUGCGGCCACCUCUGCCACUUCCUCCCCGGCUCCUCCGGCGGCGCGUCCGGCGCUGCUCCACCAUUUCCGAGCGGACCUCUUACUCCCGAACGGCACCCAGUUGAAGCCCGGCGUCGGUGUCGUCCCGGUGUCCGGCGGCGGAAACAAGCCCGUGUACGCCACCCCUUCCCCGGUAGAGAGCACCCCGCAGAACAACGAGUGCCGGCUGGUGGAGGUGAAAGGAGCCAAACUGGCGUCGUUCACCGUCAAAGACACGGAGCUCAUUUGCCUCCCGCAGGCCUUCGACGUGUUCCUCAAGCACCUGGUCGGCGGGCUCCACACCGUCUACACUAAGCUGAAGCGGCUGGACAUCACACCGGUGGUGUGUAACGUGGAGCAGGUCCGCGUGCUCCGGGGACUCGGGGCCAUCCAGCCCGGCGUGAACCGAUGCAAGCUCAUCUCCAGGCAGGACUUCGAGACGCUCUAUAGCGACUGUACCAACGCGAGUUCGAGGCCCGGCAGACCGCCCAAGAGGCUGCAGACGGUGACUGACGGCGGGGCUCACCACAUGCUGUCCCACGGCGGUCUGAUGCACGCCGGGAUCAUGCCUCCCGCAGAUCUGUCCGCCCUGGCCAAGAAGAUCAAACUGGAGAUGGGCGGUUACCACAACAACCAACAACAUGGCGGCCACAACGGAGAGAAUGGCGACCACAGUCCAGGAUUGGUUCUGGACCAGUUGCCCUUCAUGAUGAUGUCACAUCCCCUGAUCCCGGCCAGUCUGGCACCGGCCUCCGUUUCCAUGGCGAUGGGCCAGAUGAACCGCUUGAGCACGCUGGCCAGCAUCGCCAACAUGGCGCAGCUCCACCACGCCAACCCUGCCGCCCGGCCCCCUGCCUCCGUCAUUAAGAUGCAGCAACUGACAUGGUGCACUCAAAAGGAGCGAAUGCAUGACGACAGCCCUUCCCCUUCCCCCUCGCUGGAGGAAGCUCAGAUGUCGUCCAAUCACAGCAGCAGCGUGUCCAGUUCGCCCUCUCACACAGAACGUGCUACGGAAAACACACACCAGCUCCACGAUGGCGUCACAUUAAGUCACUGCGUGUUGGCACAGUCGGGGGUCAGAGAGUCGGACUCGAUGGAAUACAGCAAAGAAAGCAAAAGGGGGCGCAUUGACAAAGAAUCCAACCCGUUGGCCGGUGAUAGACAAGUGUACCAACACCCCCCGCCGAGCAGGGACGGCUGCGAGAAGGCGCCGUACCCCGCGGGACAGAAGCUCCCAGCAGGUCUCCACCACGCUCCCUUCAUCUUCCCGGAAGGCUUGUGCUCCAUAGAGACCCUGCUCACCAACAUCCAGCAGGGUCUGCUGAGGGUUGCCAUAGAAAACGCCCGGGCGCAGGAGAAGCAGGACCACCUGGAGAGGACCGAGCUGAAGAUGGAGCUGGUGCGCGAGCGAGAGCUGCGAGAGACGCUGGAGAGGCAGCUGAGCAUGGAGCAGAAAAACAGAGUUAUCAUCCAGAAGCGACUGAAGAAGGAAAAGAGGAGUAAGAGGAGACUUCAGGAGGCCUUGGAGGAGGAGGUGAAACUCCGAGAUCAGGCAGAGCAAGGCUUCCUGCAGCAUGCCGUUGGCGCGCUGUCGGAGUCUGUGACCCAGGACGCGGACGUUGUCAAGCUGGAGGACGACAGGCUGGACGCUAACGCAACAGUGCAAGAGGGCCGAGUAUUCCUGCAGACGGCUGGGAUGUAUUGAAGAAACACACUUUUGACCUUUUUCCACUGUUCUCUACCUUUAAUUUAUUGCAUUUAUUACCCAAUCCUGGACUGUAGUAGCUGCAAUUCCUUUAUUCUGAUGAUGCGUUUGUUUGUGUUUCUUUCACCCGAGAUCCUAUUUGACGAGGAGCGUAGUUGUUAUUUGUCUGGACACAAGUGAACGGUAUAACUUGUAACCCAGCUGUGUACAUAUAUAGUUAUUGCUUUAUGUUGUUAUAAUCCAGAAAAAGGCAUGUUGUAUAGUCAGUACAUGUAUGGUGUAUGUUAUGCAGUAGGGCAGUUUGACAA
Messenger RNA from Phycodurus eques (leafy seadragon), 2313 nucleotides. RefSeq names its product dachshund c (gene dachc). The transcript has 12 exons. Bases 185 to 2005 code for a protein of 606 amino acids. Lineage: Eukaryota; Metazoa; Chordata; Actinopteri; Syngnathiformes; Syngnathidae. The record is from RefSeq and is a predicted model, not a curated record.